UUAUUGAUUCGUUACCUCGCACUAACGUUAGUGCGAGGUAACGAAUCAAUAACCCUUGACUUGUGAAGAUGGUUUGGAAUACCAAUCGCUUUAUUACAACAUGCUGGCUCUGUCUUAAUUGAUAUACCCUAUUAGACGACAUGGGCGAAAUCUUUGAUGAAAUCACUGAUGAAUCACUUUUUGAGACUUUCAAUAGGAUAAAACAAAAAUUCAAGGGACAUGAGGUUAUGAAAGAAGGAUUUUACGAGCUCCGUGAUGCAAUAAAUGACAUCGUAAAAGCUUGCUCCAAGAAUGUGAAGGUUGUGGUCUAUGUAAACGACGUUCUUGAUGAGCCUAUUAUCGUUCAGUCAGGAAGUGGCGAAAACAGACUCAGAAUUACUAUCAAAGGUGGAGGACGAAUCUCCUACAGCUGGACAAAGGAAACUUGUGAGAAGGUGUUCAGAGAUGCUUGGAGUGUAAUAAUUUUCUCCUUCAAAAACUUCUUGGGUUUAUUGCCUCAAUCACAAUACGGAGAUUAUAACUUUUAUCCCAUUUCGAUGUGACCAAAUAUAAUUAAAUGCAAUAAAACUAUGUAGAGUUGAU
This is a messenger RNA of Ostrea edulis (European flat oyster), 582 nucleotides long. RefSeq lists its product as uncharacterized. The transcript is spliced from 2 exons. Lineage: Eukaryota; Metazoa; Mollusca; Bivalvia; Ostreida; Ostreidae. Bases 141 to 542 code for a protein of 133 amino acids. The record is from RefSeq and is a predicted model, not a curated record.